CUUUCCCCCCUCUUCUUUACCCUCCCCGCCGCGCCGGCGCCGCCCAACCCCGAGCAAGCGCUUCUCCCUCCGCCUUUUCAAAUCCCUCUCUCCAUCUCCGUCCCCGCUUCCGGGAGGUCCCGGGCGGCAGGGAGGACGCACGCGGGGCCUCUCCGCCCCGGCUUCAGGUCAGUCAGCGCCGUCCCAGCCCUCGUCAGAAAACGCCCAUCACCUCCUCCUCAUCGUCGGCUCCCACCCUCAUCGCUAUCGGCGCCCCCGACCCGCCGCCCGCACAAUCCCGCAUCGCCCCUGCUCCGCCAAUACCCAGCCCGCGGCCCCCGUUUCCUCCUUCCACUGUAGCAGCCUCCCCUUCGCUGCCGUCGCAGGCCGCCCCUCCCCCGCUCCGGCUGGCCGCCGCCGGUCCUGCCGCGGUGGAGGCGGAGCGAUCUCUGCCUCACCGCACCGCUGCGGCAUCGGUGCUCCAUAACGUCUAUUGGUGAAUGCUGCAAUGCACCUUCAUCCCUUCCGAAUCGAUUGGACACGUCAUCUGGUUUUAGGGUAUUUCUGUGAUCCAGGGGCCAGAUCCGAUAUGUAGGUUGAGGGAGUGGAAGGUGGUAGGGACAGGUGAGGGAGCAAAAGGAAAGAUGCGGAGGUAGAGGACUGGAUACUAUAAUGGCGCAAGCUGCUGUUGAAUCUGCUCUGAAUGGUGACUCGCUGAUUGGGAGGCAGACGGUGGUUCCAAGGAUGAAGAGGAAGACACCCUCAGAACUGAGAGGUGAGCAACUGAAGCGGCGCACCUCUGAAAAGCCAGUGAAUGAUCAGUUACCCUCUUCUACUGCAUUUGAUAGGUCAAGCAACGGACUUCAGAAUACAGAGCAACAAAAGAUAUCCAAAUACAUCAACAAUCGUGUUACGGAGGUGUUCCCUGUGAAAAAACAAAGAAACAUUGGAAAGGAAAAUGUAAAGGAUGCCUUGCAGAAUAAUGAGAAGGUUCCUAAGUCUGUUGAUGCUCUAACAGCUUCAAAUUUUGCAUCAUCUUCACUUCCAUGUGAUUAUGGUGACUCUGCUAAGUUAGGGUCUUCUGUUCCAUCAAUGACGGAGGCAGCAAAACCAGGUUUCAAGAAAGUUGAGAAAUGCAGUGAAAAUGCUUUGCGGAGUGUAUCUGACCUUCACGUUGGCGAUGAGAAGCAGACUGGUUCUAACAAACUUGAUAUGGAAAAAGUACUGAAAGGGUUUGGAGCUCAUGAUGCUUUUGUGGCUUCUGGGCUCAACGGCCCUAACAGACAAGUUAGUGAUGCUGCGAUGAAGUCUUCAGACAUGUGCCCUUCCAAGAUCACCAUUCCAGGAAAAAGAGCUCCUUUAGAUUUUACCUUGAAGACUAAUUUGCAGUUUGUUUCAUCAUCGUCUGUGAAAUGGUGUCACAGGCUCAAUACAAGUUCUGGCAGGAGCAGCACCACUGGAGCCAUUGUGCAGAGCUGUCGGCGUGGGUGUCAAAAUUUAGAGUGCCCAAGGCCUGAGAGAAAAAAGGAAUUCUUGUUCUUGAAGGCACUGCAAUCAUGGGUAUAUCCACAAUCUUUGUUGCCUGCUUCCAUCAUAUCUGCUAUGCUCUCAUCGACUGCACGAGGAGAAAGUGACUUUCUUCUCAAAAGGCAUCAGGAUUGGGAAGAUUCGUUUCAGAAUCUUUACUACAUGCUCCGGAAGAACAUGUUGAAUAUAUUUUAUGUUUAUACGACACAAUUUGUUGCUCUGUUCAUCGGUGGAAGCUGUUUGGAGAAAAAGCAGUCCUGUAAUGCCUACUUAUCACAAUCUACACGUGGCCUACGCUCAUUACUACGGAAACAUGGUAUUUGCUUUUCUAUGCCUCUUUGCAAUGCUGAAGUGGAGCAGGCUACUGACGAUGACCUGAUUGAACUUUCAGAAAUUCAAAGGCGCAAUCUGGGCCAGGCACUCCAUUUAGAUGCUUUAUCUGAUGUUGACAACACCACGCAGUCGCUCCUUUCAUUUACUGGCUGUCAGAGUGUUCAUGGCUUAUAUGAUGUUUUGUUGAACUACAAGUCUUUUCUGAAUUCUUUAUCUGCUGCAGAUGUCCCAGUCUUAUAUUCACCGCAGCCAUUUCAAAAUGGCUGUCUACAUAUUCCAGAGGUGAAAUGCAGGGAGAUGAGGAAAGCAGAUAUUGGGCUACUCUCUUCUGGUGGGUUUGACACAGAACUGGGAUCAGCUUUUGCUUCUUCCACAGGCAACAUCUGCUACAGCAUGGAAAUAAAGGAUGCGGUUCUUCCACCAUGGGUGGUUUCUGGAAUCUGCUCCGCAAUGAGCUCAGACGCGAGCUUCGACUUAACAAUCGCUACCGAGCCAUCGUCGAUGGGCUUGAACGUCGCCCUCAACUCCAUGAGCAGAAGCACGCAACCUGAGGCGCCACCCCCCGACAGCUGUGCAUCGUUUGGCAUCCCUGACGCUGUCCUGGUUCCCUCUUUGCACUCCGCCUCGCUGCGGCGCCUCAGCUACACGGACGGCGAGUACGCCGCGUACACAACCGUGUGAGCUCGAAUUCUACUGGCUACUGCCGUCCAGCGGGAAGUAAGCCAGGAAGGGAGGCCGGUUCUGCGCAGGUGCAACAGCGGGAGAAGAAAGGCUUUUGCUAUCUGAAAGGCUCGUCACGCAGAACCCGGAGCUUGUGGUUGUUGGUACCUUAGACACUCAGACCCCAGUUGCUGAGUGCUGCAUUUUACAAAUCUGGCCCUGUAUCAUCUACAGGGAUUUUGUAAUUGUGGAGCCUGUAUGCCUCGUCGUACAGGACGAAGUUACGUUUGGAUGGUAAUUUAUGGAGCUCUGGUUCUGAAACAAAAAGAACAAUACUUGCA
Messenger RNA from Phragmites australis (common reed), 2840 nucleotides. RefSeq lists its product as uncharacterized. Gene Ontology annotation, biological process: nuclear DNA replication. The record is from RefSeq and is a predicted model, not a curated record. Lineage: Eukaryota; Viridiplantae; Streptophyta; Magnoliopsida; Poales; Poaceae. Gene Ontology annotation, cellular component: nucleus. The transcript has 15 exons. Bases 652 to 2520 code for a protein of 622 amino acids.